This is a messenger RNA of Boleophthalmus pectinirostris (great blue-spotted mudskipper), 6471 nucleotides long. It is a transcript of the gene col2a1a, whose product is annotated as collagen, type II, alpha 1a. The transcript is spliced from 57 exons. The record is from RefSeq and is a predicted model, not a curated record. Lineage: Eukaryota; Metazoa; Chordata; Actinopteri; Gobiiformes; Gobiidae. Bases 802 to 5253 code for a protein of 1483 amino acids. Gene Ontology annotation, molecular function: extracellular matrix structural constituent; protein binding.
GGACAUCUCACAGUCAUGUGUCUGAGACUUCGCCUCUCUUCUAGACUUUUGGCAGCAUUCCUGAAUCAGAAGUACACCCUCAAAGAUAUCCCGUUGUGUUUCUGAAGUAGCCUACGGUGCUUCCUGUCUUUGAAGGUAUGGAAGGAAGAUCCCUGUCCAAGCGAGUGUAGGGAGGACAUGUAAUUGGGUCAUGCUAAAGGUUAAUGAACUCUGCCAAAAGGGACAGAAGUUAAGAUGGUGUCUGGAAUGGUUGAGUUCUGUAUGUGGAAUGAGGGGGGCUCGGGAAAAGGUCGUGACCCUAGAAUUACUGUGCCUCUGCGGAUGACAAAGACCCCCAUUCAGCCACAGUCACCUGGGCCUAGAUCUGCGAAAGAGGCCCUUGAGGUAGUGGUCCUUUAAAGUAAAAGUGAAGGUGCAUCCAAUGGGCAGCCCAGGCCACGCAGGUCAGAGGAGGAACUUAAAAAAGUCCCUGGGAGAGUGAUGCUGCUGCCGGAUGAAGGGGAGGGGAGGGCAUCAGGUUUCAGCUUCACAGGGGGUCAGGGGGAAGGACUGGCAUCUCUGAAUAUACCAAGAUCCAUAGAAGGCACAGUGGACAUAAAACCGCGGUGCUUGCCCUGACGCGGUGGGUGCAGAGUGCCAGCCGGGGCCCCUUUUCUUUUUGGAUUUCUCUUAGGUUUGGGAGAUCGGUCCAUGGUCCCUUAAGUCUCUGGAUCCCCCACCACACUCCACUGACUGACCAUCGCCUGGGCUCAGCUCCCCUCAACUUCUUACCCUGAGCUAUUGCAUGUCUAAUAUUUAGACAUGUUUGGCUUUGUGGAUUCACGGACUCUCCUGCUACUUGUAGCAUCCCAAGUCGUUUUACUAUCUGUGGUGAGAUGUCAAGGGAUUGACCAGAUAACAGGCGGCUGCAGUCAGGACGGACAGCAGUACAAUGAUAAAGAUGUGUGGAAGCCAGAGCCGUGUCGUAUUUGUGUGUGCGACAGCGGAGCGGUGCUUUGCGAUGAGAUUAUCUGUGAAGACAUCAAAGAGUGCGCCAAUCCUAUCAUCCCAUCUGGAGAGUGCUGCCCCAUCUGCCCCGCUGAUGAAACUGCACCUAUUGUUGGUGCUAAGGGCCAAAAGGGUGAACCAGGAGACAUUGCAGAUAUUAUAGGACCAAGAGGACCACCAGGACCACAAGGCCCUAUUGGCGACCAAGGACCACGAGGCGAACCUGGACCAAAAGGUGAUAUGGGACUUCCCGGACCCCGAGGAAGAGAUGGAGAGCCUGGCAUACCCGGAAACCCUGGACCACGCGGACCACCCGGACCACCCGGACCACAAGGACUUGGAGGGGCCUUUGCUGCUCAGAUGGCUGGAGGAUUUGAUGAGAAGGCUGGAGGUGCUCAGAUGGGCGUGAUGCAAGGACCAAUGGGACCUAUGGGACCACGUGGACCCCCUGGACCUACUGGAGCUCCUGGACCUCAGGGUUUCCAAGGUGCCCCUGGUGAAACUGGAGAGCCCGGACCUGCUGGACCAAUGGGACCCCGUGGACCACCUGGACCAUCUGGAAAACCAGGAAGUGAUGGUGAGGCUGGAAAACCUGGCAAAGCUGGUGAGCGUGGACCUGCAGGACCACAGGGAGCUCGUGGAUUCCCUGGAACUCCUGGACUUCCUGGAAUCAAAGGACACAGAGGUCACCCCGGUUUGGACGGCGCAAAGGGAGAAGAUGGUGCUGCUGGAGCCAAGGGAGAGACUGGUGCUGCUGGAGAGAAUGGAGCCCCUGGCCCAAUGGGCCCUCGUGGUCUGCCUGGUGAGAGGGGACGUCCUGGAGCCGCUGGAGCUGCUGGUGCCCGUGGAAAUGAUGGCCUGCCUGGUCCUGCUGGUCCACCUGGGCCUGUUGGUCCUGCUGGAGCACCCGGUUUCCCAGGAUCCCCAGGAGCUAAGGGAGAAGCUGGCCCUACUGGUGCCCGUGGAGCUGAGGGAGCACAGGGACCCAGAGGAGAGGCUGGUACCCCCGGAUCUCCUGGACCUGCUGGAGCAUCUGGAAACCCUGGUACUGAUGGUAUUCCUGGAGCUAAAGGGUCUGCUGGUGCCCCUGGUAUUGCUGGAGCCCCCGGUUUCCCUGGUCCUCGUGGCCCACCUGGACCUCAGGGAGCCACUGGACCUCUGGGACCAAAGGGACAGUCUGGAGAGCCUGGUCUUGCUGGAUUGAAAGGUGAAGCUGGUCCCAAAGGAGAGCUUGGUCCUGCUGGUCCUCAAGGUCCCCCUGGUCCUGCUGGAGAAGAGGGAAAGAGAGGAGCCAGAGGAGAGCCUGGAGCAGCCGGUCCCCUCGGACCUCCUGGAGAGAGAGGAGCUCCUGGUAACCGUGGUUUCCCAGGUCAGGAUGGUCUUGCUGGUGCUAAGGGUGCCCCUGGUGACCGUGGUGUUGCUGGAGCUGCUGGACCCAAGGGUGCUACUGGAGACCCCGGCCGCACAGGAGAGCCUGGCCUCCCCGGAGCAAGAGGUCUCACUGGACGUCCUGGAGAUGCUGGUCCUCAGGGCAAAGUUGGACCUGCUGGAGCUCCUGGUGAAGAUGGCCGCCCCGGUCCUCCUGGUCCUCUGGGAGCUCGUGGACAGCCCGGAGUUAUGGGAUUCCCUGGACCCAAAGGAGCCAAUGGUGAACCUGGAAAACCUGGUGAGAAGGGUCUUGUGGGUCGCCCUGGUCUGAGAGGUCUGGCUGGAAAAGAUGGAGAGACUGGCCCCACUGGACCUCCCGGCCCUGCUGGACCUGCUGGAGAGAGAGGAGAGCAAGGACAACCUGGACCCCCUGGUUUCCAGGGUCUGCCUGGUCCUACUGGAGCUCCUGGAGAGAGUGGAAAACCUGGAGACCAGGGUCUUCCUGGAGAGGGCGGUGCUCCUGGUGCUGUUGGAGCUAGAGGUGAGCGUGGUUUCCCUGGUGAGAGGGGUGGAGCUGGACCUCAGGGUCUGCAGGGACCUCGUGGACUUCCUGGAACUCCUGGAACUGAUGGACCCAAGGGAGCUAUUGGACCGGCUGGUGCUCAAGGCGCUCAGGGCCCUCCUGGUCUGCAGGGCAUGCCCGGAGAGAGAGGAGCUGGUGGCAUCCCAGGACCCAAAGGAGACAGAGGAGACAAUGGUGCAAAGGGACCUGAGGGAGCUCCUGGAAAGGAUGGUGCUAGAGGUUUGACUGGACCUAUUGGUCCUCCUGGUCCAUCUGGUCCUAAUGGCGCUAAGGGUGAGACUGGACCUAGUGGCCCGAAUGGUGCUCCCGGAGCUCGUGGUGCCCCUGGUGACCGUGGUGAGGUUGGUCCUCCUGGCCCUGCUGGCUUUGCUGGACCUCCUGGUGCAGAUGGUCAGCCUGGAGCCAAAGGAGAAGUGGGAGAGGCUGGACAGAAGGGAGAGGCUGGUGCCCCUGGACCUCAGGGACCCUCUGGAGCUCCUGGACCUGUUGGACCCACUGGUGUAUCUGGACCUAAAGGAGCUCGUGGUGCUCAGGGCGCUCCUGGUGCUACUGGUUUCCCUGGUGCUGCUGGAAGAGUUGGAGCUCCUGGACCUAAUGGCAACCCAGGACCUGUUGGGCCUCCUGGUCCCGGUGGUAAAGACGGACCUAAAGGCGCUCGUGGUGAUGCCGGACCCCCAGGACGACAGGGAGAUGCUGGUCUGCGCGGCCCACCCGGAGCUCAGGGAGAGAAGGGAGAGGCAGGAGAGGAUGGACCCCCUGGCGCUGAUGGACCUGCAGGACCUCAGGGUUUGGCUGGAUCUCGUGGUAUUGUGGGUUUGCCUGGACAGCGUGGAGAGAGAGGCUUCCCUGGUCUGCCUGGACCUUCUGGUGAGCCUGGGAAACAGGGAGCCCCAGGAGGUGCUGGAGACCGUGGACCCCCUGGACCUGUUGGACCCCCUGGACUCACCGGACCUGCUGGAGAGCCUGGCAGAGAGGGAAAUCCUGGAUCAGAUGGACCCCCUGGCAGAGAUGGAGCUACAGGAGUCAAGGGAGAGCGCGGUAACACUGGACCUGCUGGAGCUCCUGGUGCCCCUGGAGCCCCCGGCGCCCCAGGACCUGUAGGACCUUUGGGAAAACAGGGAGACAGAGGAGAGGCUGGAGCUCAAGGACCUGCUGGACCCCCUGGACCUGCUGGAGCUAGAGGCAUGGCUGGACCCCAAGGACCCCGUGGAGACAAGGGUGAGGCUGGAGAGGCUGGAGAGAGAGGACAGAAGGGUCACCGUGGGUUCACCGGUCUACAGGGUCUGCCUGGACCUCCUGGCCCCGCUGGAGAUGCUGGAGCUGCUGGACCUGCCGGACCAAGUGGAGCUAAGGGCCCUGCCGGACCUGCUGGACCUGCUGGUAAAGAUGGAACUAACGGACAGCCUGGCCCCAUCGGACCCCCUGGACCCCGCGGUCGCUCUGGAGAGUCUGGUCCUGCUGGUCCUCCUGGUAACCCUGGACCCCCUGGACCUCCCGGACCUCCUGGCCCUGGCAUUGACAUGUCUGCUUUCGCUGGUCUGGGUCAGACUGAGAAGUCUCCUGAUCCUCUGAGGUACAUGAGGGCUGAUGAGGCUUCCACCUCCCUCCGGCAGCACGAUGUUGAGGUGGACUCCACUCUCAAAUCCCUCAACAACCAGAUCGAAAACCUGCGCAGCCCCGAUGGCACCCAGAAGAACCCAUCCCGCUCCUGCAGAGAUCUGAAGCUGUGCCACCCCGAGUGGAAGAGCGGUGAAUACUGGAUUGAUCCUAACCUGGGCAGCACAGCUGAUGCCAUCAAAGCCUUCUGCAACAUGGAGACUGGAGAGACCUGUGUCUACCCGACUAUUGCCAGUCUACCAAAGAAGAACUGGUGGACUGCCAAGAGCAAGGAACACAAGCACAUCUGGUUUGGAGAUAUGAAUGGAGGAUUCCAGUUCAGCUACGCUCAGAACAGCCCCUUCGCCACCGUGCAGCUCAACUUCUUGAGGCUGUUGUCGACUGAAGCAUCUCAGAACGUCACGUACCACUGCAAGAACAGCAUCGCCUACAUGGACCAGGCCUCAGGAAACCUGAAGAAGGCUCUGUUGCUCGGAGGCUCCAACGAGGUGGAGAUCCGCGCAGAGGGCAACAGCCGCUUCACCUACAGCGUGCUGGAGGACGGCUGCAAGAGACACACAGGCCGGUGGGGCAAGACUGUCUUUGAGUACAAAACAACAAAGACCUCUCGUCUGCCAAUUCUGGACAUUGCUCCUCGAGACAUCGGAGGAGCCGAUCAGGAGUUUGGUGUGGAUCUAGGUGCAGUCUGCUUCUUGUAAAGUGAAAGAUCACAAGCCCCUCCCCAGACAAAAAUACAGGAAAAAGAUAAGCUCCACCAUGAACUAUUAAACUACAUUUCGACAAUAAAGGAGACUGGAAACUCUAAAGAAAAUUGAUACUUUUUCUGUCAAAACGAAGUGCUCUCCAAGUUGUACUCCCUGGAUGUUAGCACUGAAGGGCACCGGCAAUAUCUGUACAUUAAACACCAUUCUCUGUCGACCUACUUCCUGAGAUCCAGUCAUGUUUCCCAUGGCAACUGUUGACGGGAAUGAGCCAGAGGAAGAAGAGGGACCAGGAGGAGUCACUGAUUGGAGAAACAUGACUUGAUGUCACUUAUUUAUUGUCUAACAUGAACAGGCAGAGUUGAGGUAGGACUGGACAGGUACAUUUUGUAAGUAAGCCACGCCCCUUUUCCACUACAAGACCACAGCACCGCCUCUGGACCUGUCCUACCCCAGCUCCCUCCCUCCCUGUGUUACUCCUCACAUAAAAAUGGCAGAAAUCCAAAAGAAGGCCUUAAAUGUGUAUGAUAAACCCUGUUCUGUUGUUGUAAAGGUGCGUGUUUAUAAGCAGCCAGAUUGUUAUUUGUGUCUAUAUGCACACCAACACUUUUUUAUGAAAGUGAGGUCUCAUUGGGAUGUAUGUUUCAACUGCUUAGAAUAAGACAUUGUUACCCAGUUCCCAAGCAAAUUUAGAUUGUAAAAUAAUUAGAGACAUUUUGCUGUUUUAAACCUUUAUCCUUUUAAAUGCUACCUCACGCUUAAAAUCAAAGUGAAUUUCAUCCAAAAAAUUUGCCUUAAAGUGAAUUCGGCGGCUGCUAUGCCAGCUUUGCUUUGGGUUGCUCACUUUCGCAUUUCUAAAGGUGCUAUGAAUUCAUUUUCCCUCCUUAACCCUUCUCUCCUGUGUCCCACUAGCCUCACAUCUUACACGGACACUCCACUCUGGACCAGAAGGGGGCGCACUUUGCUAACUAAGAGGGAGGGGUAUGUUAAAUUGCAUUACUUUUGCUGUCCAAAACUGGUUAUGGGAAUUGGAGCAAACUAGGGUGGGGUGUCUGUGUUUGUGUGAGGGCGUGUACAUUUUUUAAUUAAUUUUAUUAUGGUAUUUUUGUUUUUAUUUUGUUACACUUCUAUUUGAUGUAAAUUGGAAAUAAAAGGAAAACACAACUUAGCAGGAUGUUGAUUUUUUGAAUAAAACAGAUUUGGCGUGGGGACAUA